This is a messenger RNA of Hevea brasiliensis (rubber tree), 5260 nucleotides long. RefSeq names its product putative disease resistance RPP13-like protein 1. The transcript has 3 exons. Gene Ontology annotation, molecular function: ADP binding. The record is from RefSeq and is a predicted model, not a curated record. Gene Ontology annotation, biological process: defense response to other organism. Bases 326 to 4480 code for a protein of 1384 amino acids. Lineage: Eukaryota; Viridiplantae; Streptophyta; Magnoliopsida; Malpighiales; Euphorbiaceae.
AGCAACGUGAAAGCAUAUGCUAAUCAAUCCCUUCUUCCUGUUUCGAAGUGAAUUCUUGAAAAUUGCUCUCUCUCUCUCUCUCCCUUCAUUUAUUCCGGUUUUCUUUCUCUGCAGCAACAUUUUUCUGUUUUUCAAAGAAGUGUUUUCUGCUCCCUCCCUGCCUCUCGCCUCUUUCAGUUCCACUUCCAGUUCCCUCUUUCUGAUAGAGAACAUAAGCGUCCUGAUAAACACGACUAGCCCUUUGCAAAUCCGCCUUCCCGAAACACCUAUCUGUCCUCGCUGUCUAUCCAUCUCUUUCAUAGUUACUCUGUUCUAAGAAAAAAUCAUGUCUUUUGUUGGACAGGCCGUGUCUUUCAUUGCAGAGUCUGCUCUAUCAUCAUUCAUUCAGGCCUUGUUUGAGAGGAUUGAGUGCCCUGAGUUUCUAAAGUUUGCUCGUGAGAGGCAAGUAAGUGCUGAAAUUAACGAGUGGGAGAAAAGAUUGAGGACGAUCCAAGCCAUGCUUGAAGAUGCAGAGGAGAAGCAGAUGUCUAACCAGUCGGUGAAGAUGUGGCUGGACGAGCUCAAAGAUUUGGCUUAUGAUGUGGAGGACAUCUUGGACGAGUUUCAAACUGAGUCUUUGCAACGCCAGUUGAAGGGAGAAACUGAAGCUGGUUCAAAUAAGCUUCGGAAACUCUUUCAUACUGUGACAACUACCAUCAAUCCAGGAGCAGUCAUGUUCAAUUCAACGAUGGUUUCCAAGAUGAAGGAGAUCACUACCAGAUUUCAGAAGAUAGUAGACCAGCAAAACGACUUGGAUUUGAUAAAGAGAAAUGUUGGUGGGACGUCCUCUAGCAAGGUAUGUGUGCGACCGCCCAGUACAUGUUUGGAUAAUGAACCUGAAGUGUAUGGCAGAGAUGAAGAUAAAAGGAAGAUACUUGAUUUGAUUUCAAAUACAAGUGAUGUGAAAGUUGGAGUAAUACCCAUUUUUGGGAUGGGUGGGGUGGGUAAAACAACGCUCGCCCGGCUUGUCUACAACUGCAAUGAUAAGUCAUCACAACAACAAUUUCAUCUAAAAGGAUGGGUUUGUGUGUCUGAUGAGUUUGACAUUUUGAAGAUAACAAAGAGCAUUCUUGAGUCGAUCACUCGACAGUCGUGUUAUCUAAACGAGCUCAAUCAAGUUCAACUGGAGUUGUGUGAAAAAUUAGAAGGAAAGAAGUUUUUGAUUGUUUUGGACGAUGUCUGGAACAAGAAUUAUGAUGAGUGGAAUGCCUUGUGUUCUCCAUUGAUGCAUGGAGCUCCAGGAAGCAGAGUGAUUGUGACAACACGUGAUGAAGCUAUUGCACGGAUGAUGGAAACAAUUGAAUCUCACAAUUUGAAUUGUAUUUCAGAUGAAAAUUGCUGGAAAUUGUUUCUUUACCAUGCCUUUGCUAGUAGAAGAGUUGCAGAUCCAAAAUUGGAAGUCAUCCGCGACAAGGUCAUCGAGAAGUGUGGUGGCUUGCCUUUGGCGGCAAGGACUUUGGGUGGCCUUCUACGCUCAGAACCAUGGGAGGAUUGGGAAAAUGUAAUGAACAGCAAAAUCUGGAAUUUACAAGACGAUGUCAACAACAUUCUUCCUGUGUUAAAAUUAAGCUACUAUCAUCUCCCUUCCCAUUUAAAGAGGUGUUUCGCUUAUUGUGCAAUAUUCCCCAAGGAUUAUGUAUUUGAAGAGAAAGAGCUAGUCCUUCUAUGGAUGGCAGAAGGUCUAAUUGAGCAACGAGACGGUCAACAUAUGGAGGAUAUGGGAGAAGAGUAUUUUCAAGAUCUAUUCUCUAGAUCAUUUUUUCAAUCUUCAAGCACUGGUGGAUUCAUAAUGCAUGACCUGGUGAAUGACCUAGCACAAGUGGUUGCUGGAGAUGCAUGUUUCAGAUUGGAGGAUAAAGUGACUCCACGUAAACGAGAAAAAUCUCGCCACUCUUCUUACAUCCCUAGCCCCUAUGAUCGCUGUGAAAGAUUUGAGUUGUUUGAAAAUAUCAAGUGUAUGCGAACCUUCCUGCCUUUAUCACUACACCGUUAUGGUUGUCCAUAUAACUCCUUAGCAAAUUGUGUCCCUUCUUAUUUGUUAUCAACGUUACGAUGUUUAAGGGUGCUAUCCUUCCAUGGUUAUAAUAUCACUGAGCUACCAGAUUCAAUAGGUGCCUUGAAGCAUCUAAGGUAUCUUGACCUUUCAUACACCUCUGUUAGAACUUUACCUGAGACAACAACCUUUCUAUGCAACUUACAGACUAUGCUGCUGAGAGGCUGUUGGCAUCUCAAGAAAUUGCCUUUAGAAAUGCAAAAUCUGAUCAACCUGCGUCAUCUUGAUAUCCAAGACACAUGUGUGGAAGGGAUGCCACAGGGAAUAGAAGAAUUAAAAAGGCUUCGGACAUUGUCUGAUUUUGUUGUGGGGGAGGGUAAUGAAGUCGGUAUAACAGCUUUGACGAAUUUAAAAUUUCUUCAAGGGACACUCCGCAUUUCAAGGCUGGAGAAUGUGGCUAAUGAUUCAUAUGUAAGGGGAGCCAUUCUAUUAGACAAGGAGAAAAUGGACGAUUUGGUGAUGGAUUGGGGAAUUUUUUAUUUUUGGAGUGGAUUGAAAUUUCAAAAUAUUCCAAAUGAAAUUUGCCAUAGGGAAGUAAUUGAGAAGAUGAAGCCUCACGGAAAUCUGAAAAAGCUCACCAUAAUUCGUUAUGGUGGUAUUCAAUUUCCAUCGUGGGUAGGGGAUCCUUUAUUUAGCAAUUUGGUGAGCCUAAAGUUGGAGAAUUGCUUCAAGUGCACAACCUUGCCGCAACUUGGGCUGCUUUCCUCUCUCAAGUACUUGGUUAUCAAAGAGUUUCCCAAUGUAAAAGUGGUUGAUCGUGAGUUUUAUGGUGAGGAUAUGAGCAAUUCAAAUCCUUUUCCGGCUCUCGAGACGCUGCACAUUGAGGACAUGUAUGAAUGGGAAGAGUGGAAGAUUUGUGGGUAUGAAUUCCCUCAUCUGCGCGAACUUUCUAUUGUUAGGUGUCCCAAACUGGUGGGAACAUUGCCCAGCCAUUUGUAUUCAUUGCAAAAGCUUGAUAUUAUAGAAUGUUGUGAAUUGGUGGUUUCAUUGGGAAGCCUUCCGGUGAUAUCUCGCUUACGCUUAGUAAUCAAUGGAUGCAGAAAGGUUGAACUGGGUGGAGGCUUUAGCUCGGCAAACAUCUUGAAUGUAACGGGACCAUUUUUAUUUCGACCAGAAGAGUUGAUGCAAGGCUUAAGAAAGUUAAAAACAUUAACUAUUGGUUCUGAUGUUUACAUCCCACGUUUCAAUCAUCUACAUUGGAAGCUUGGUGAGGGCAUCGCUGAAAAUGAAGAGUUGUUGCAAAAGGGCGUCGCUGAUAGUGAAAUAAGAAUUUUACAAUUUCAUGGUUGUGAAAGGCUUGAGAGACUACUGCCAUGGCUUCACAGUUUUAAGUCUCUGAGAAAGCUAUCUAUUGAAGGUUGCUUUAGACUUAUUUCUUUGCCAGAUGGAGUAAUUUACAGCAGUUUGUGUCUUGAAGAGUUGACAAUUGAUUAUUGUCAUUCUUUGAUUUCCAUUGGAAGACAUCAGCUGCCUUCAUCUCUAAAAAGGCUAAAGAUCAGUCACUGCACCGAAUUGCAGAGGCUGCUGGAUGUGGGAGAGGCUUAUUCCUCUUCUAGGGUUACUGAUGAGGAUAGUAUCAGCUGCGACACUAACUUAUCUAAUCUCCAGAAUUUGGAAAUUGAUGGCUGCAGCUCUCUUACAUUCUUAGGGGAGUUACCUGCUUCCCUUAAAUAUCUGGUUUUGAAUUGUUUCUCAUUUCACAGCAUAAAUGCAAAGAUAGAGUCAAUAGCUGAAAGGUUUGACAACAACACAUUUCUUGAAUCUAUUAAAAUCAGAUAUCUUCCUUAUCUUAAAUCCUUACCCAAGAAUCUGCACAUGCUCACCAAUCUCCACCACAUUAAGAUAAGUCACUGUGAUAAGCUCAAAGUCCUUCCGGAUAAUAUGCACAAUCUCACUUCCCUUCAAGAAUUAGCUAUACAAGAUUGUCCAGGCAUUAUAUCCUUUCCAGAAGAAGGCUUCCCCACCAACUUGACAUCACUUUGUAUUCAUAAUGUCGAGAUUUAUACCCCUCUGUUUGCUUGGGGUUUGCACAGACUCACCUCUCUCAAGAACCUCAGUAUUGGCGGAUGUCCUAGUGUGUUGUCCUUUCCACAGGAUGAGAUAGAUAUGAAGUUGCCUACCUCUCUUACUAGCCUUGUCAUUGAAGAAUUCCAAGACCUGAAAUACCUUUCCAGCAAGGGUUUUCAAAGCCUCACAUCACUUGAAUAUAUGAGGAUCGUGAGAUGCCCUAAACUUGCCUCCUUUCCAAAGAAUGGCCUGCCUCCCUCUCUUUUGCAAUUGCAGAUCUACAACUGCCCUCUACUUCAAAAAAGCUGCCAGAAGGGUAAAGGGCGAGAGUUGCAAGAAUUAGCUCGCAUUCCAUUUGUGGAAAUUAUAGAAGGUAGUUAAAAAAAAGAAGAAGAAAGAUUAUCCUGCAUUCAAGAUGAGGAAUUAUGGUUUUAAGGAUUGUGCUUAAUCCAGGUACCUCCUCACAGGCUGACAUAUAAAAAGUGGAACCGAAAAAUGUUAACUAUUGUUUGAUUUCUCAACACUCAAUUUAUGUUUCAAUGAUAUCACAUAUGCGAGUCAUAUAUGCAAUUUAUAUUUCAGUAAUGUCAUAUAUGCAAGUCAGAAUAACAUAGCUUCUGCAUCUGAUUUUAUCACCUAUGUUCAUAUUAAUUCUCAGAAACAUCUUUACACGAUUCCGACAAAUGGCUGAAAAAAGUGGAAAACAGGUUCAAGUCCAAAGAAUGGCAGCAUAUGACCCAGACCAAUUGAAGGACUGGCCAAAGGUUAUUUUCAUAUCUACACAGUUGAGAAAGCUUUAGAGUUUUGAUACUCCAAUCUCCAGGGCCAGCAAGCUCAAGGCCUGACCAAAGACUUGAAAAUAACAAGUCGUCCCAGCAUCAUCUCUUCUCAUCAAGAGUCAUAUGGAUAGAUCAAAAAGUGCCAUAUCAAGACUGGUGAAUUGUAUAUGUUGCUGAAUUCAUAUGGAUUCCUGUCAUGCUUUGUUGCUCCACUGCAAAGCGUAUUGUCACACUGGUCGCUUUUGUGGCUGAAGUUUACCCUUUUGCUACUGUUCAACACUCAGUGAUCACUUUCAUUGAAAGCAAAAUUCUCCUUUCUACAGUGCUUUGUACAAAAUUUCUUGUAUGACAAUGUAAAAUUAUUUGUGCCUUUUGCUCUCAA